CCGACUUAGUCUUUGGUCAGCGUCAUCGUUCAAAAGUCGUUCUAACUCGAGAAAAUACGUCUUGCGGCAAAGCGAACAGAGCGAUCGUCGAUAAAAAAAAAAAGAAGGGAGAAACAUGCCGGCUCGCAACAAGGAACAGGAGACCGAAGUGUUGGCCUGGAUCGAGGCUGUUCUAGGAGAGAAGCUUCCGCCAGGAAAUUACGAGGACAUCCUUAAGGAUGGCGUGGUCCUUUGCAAGCUCAUCAACAAAAUGGCACCAGGAUCAGUAAAGAAGAUUCAAGCCAAAGGAACCAACUUUCAGCUUAUGGAAAAUGUUCAGAGAUUUCAAGCUGCCAUCAAGGAGUACGGUGUCCCGCAAGAAGAAAUCUUCCAAACUGCUGAUCUAUUCGAAAGACGUAACAUCCCACAAGUUACAUUAUGUCUGUAUGCUCUUGGUAGGAUUACGCAAAAGCAUCCUGAAUACAAUGGACCACGUCUAGGACCGAAGAUGGCCGAUGAAAACAAAAGAUCGUUCACGGAAGAACAGCUCCGAGCCAGCGAAGGCCAACUUAAUUUGCAAAUGGGUUACAACAAAGGAGCUAGUCAAUCUGGCCAUGGUGGAUUUGGCAACACUCGACAUAUGUAAACGUUUAUAUCCUCGACGCAAAGGAAAACGCGUUCUCGACUAUUCGCAUAGCUAUAGAUAUUCUUUUACUAUUUACUAACGAUCUCCAGAUACAACGAUUCGGGAUAUUCUAGUCACAAUAUUUUCUGAAUGGAUAUCUAUGAGGACGUAUCAAAUUGUUUUUCAUUAAUAUAUGUCGAGAGAAAUUUGUAACAUUUGUUGUAUUAUACGUGUCGAAGGGCAGGGCGAGAUCUUAUUUAAUAAGCAACGAUUUUCAACGUUAGUUGAUAUUUUAUAACACUAUACAUUACACUGUAAUUACAUGGAUACUUUACACCCCUAUUACAUUAUACACCUAAACAAAUACACGAUACAUUUACACGUCACGUACAUUUACACAUGAAACACGUACAAGAUAUUAACUUACAACUUGAUGGACAACUUUCACGAGUUAUUUAUUAAAGAGAACAGGAAACAUGACACAAAGUGACAACAAUACAUUUGUCAGUCGUAAGGAGAAAGGAAAUUUACGAGUAGUAAGUAAGAUCUCACAGUUACUUCAACACGAACUGUAAGACUUUAUUAAAAGUCUCGGAUUAACACAUUGACUGCAACGGCGAUCAUCAGUGACCAACGUCUCAAAUGUAAUUGUAUGAAUUAAAAAAGAAGAAAAUAUUUGCAUAGUAUUACUAUUAUACUAAUAAUACGAUACGAGGUAGAAGAUUGAAAGCUUCAAUUUAAAAAUUAACUACUUGUAUCCUACUUUCACUGUGACAAUUAAUCUAUUAUUAAUCUAAAUGACUAGUAUAAUGCCUUUUCUAAGAUUUUUAAUUAUUCACUGACCAUUUGCUAAUAAUAUGUAAGCGACAAGUAUACGGAAUAAAAAGACAGCGCUGCUAUUUUCUAUUA
This is a messenger RNA of Osmia bicornis bicornis, 1513 nucleotides long. Its product is annotated as myophilin. NCBI's taxonomy places the organism in Eukaryota, Metazoa, Arthropoda, Insecta, Hymenoptera, Megachilidae. Gene Ontology annotation, biological process: actomyosin structure organization. The transcript is spliced from 4 exons. Bases 116 to 625 code for a protein of 169 amino acids. Gene Ontology annotation, molecular function: actin binding. The record is from RefSeq and is a predicted model, not a curated record.